AUGAAUCAAGUUUCUUCCCGUCCAAACAAGUGUGAGCCUUCGCCAUGUCAAAACAAUGCCUCCUGUUACCCUGACUACCAAAACGACAACUACAGCUGCGUUUGCAUACCUGGGGUGACGUCAGGCAAGAACUGUGAAAAUUAUGUUCCUCCAUGCUCAACCAACCCAUGCAAGAAUGGAAGUACUUGCUUUGAGCCGACAAUGGCAACUUUUCAAUGCAUUUGUGCUGCUGGGAUGACAGGACAAGCAUGUGAUAAAACGAUAAAACAAGAAAUUACACCAUGUUCAAGUGCUCCAUGUAAGAACGGAGCCACAUGUACUGUUACGUCACAGAAUUCCUUUCUCUGCACAUGCGUACUUGGAUCAUCCGGAGCCUUGUGUGAAAAAGUUUGUCCAGAUUGCUUUGAAUGUAAAGCCGCUGCUCCGGCUCUCCAAAGUGGUGAAUACCUUAUCAAGCCUGAUACUAGCAAUGCUGCAUUUACAGUAUUCUGUGAUAUGACAACGAAGGGGGGUGGAUGGAUAGUCUUUCAGAAAAGGACAAGCAGCAGCCUUAGCUUUGAAAGAGGUUGGAACGACUACAAGCAAGGCUUUGGGAACUUUGUCAGUAAYUUUUGGCURGGAAACGACAAGCUCCAUAGAUUGACCAAAAGCUUUAACUGUUUACUUCGCAUUGAUGUGGACGAUUACUCAGACAAUACUGUCUAYUCAGAGCACGCUCUCUUCAAAGUUGGUGACGAAGCGAGCAAAUAUGCUCUGACCGUCGAUGGAGUGUACGAAGGCACGGAUGGMAAUGCCAUGUCAGCUCACAAUGGAAUGAAGUUUAGUACSUCAGAUAGUGACAACGACGACAAYUUAAUUUCCAACUGCGCUUCAACUCACAGAGGUGGAUUUUGGUAUAAAAACUGUAUUGAAGAUGGAGCGAGUCCAAAUGGUAUMUACACCGGCAGCAAUGCUUUAAACMCAACAGGAAUUAUUUGGAAAUCAUGGAAAAAGACACUCGAGAAUAUGAAGUCGGUCAAGAUGAUGCUGAAAUUUACGUGCACUGUUAAAACUCAAGAUGGAUCCUGCUGCUACUUCCCAUUCAAGUAUUUUGGUAAAAUUUUCUACAAAUGUACGGAGUAUGGAACCAUGCCUUGGAAAAGAUACUCUUGGUGYGCGUACCACUACACCUAUAGAACUGACAAAUGGGGCAAAUGCAUMUGAAGCUACUCAGUUGGGACAUUUAGAGAAAGGCGACGAAGUACAGACUUUUCUACUCUUUUCGUCUGUUAUUGUGAACCAGUUUUAUUGGACCAUAGGAAACUGGGCAUUGCAAUUGUGCUUGUAAAUGUAAAUGUUUGCGAAGGGAACUAUUUUGGUACGGUCGCAUGCAUGAUGAUUUUGACGUGGCAACAUCCCACUUUCCAGCUUGUGUUAUAUAUAAGCGGGCUUCCAUGAUCGAGCCCCUCAWCUCUGGUCCUGGGCAGCCUCCCCUGCCUCAUUCUAUGAUUUCCAACCCUUUUAGGGUUGACAUUGGCGGAUUCGUCGUCAGAAACUCGGAGCAGAAUCAUAAMCACUUAGCAAAAUGCAACUUAUAUGUAACUAUAACAGUAUAACUAUUUCAAUACCAUAUAACUCAUAAACUUAUAACUACUUAGCAAGGAUACCAAUUGAUUGGAAUUUCAUUUUUGUAGAUGUAAAAAUCACAGUAUAACAUUACCACAUAACUUAUAACCACUUAG
This is a messenger RNA of Exaiptasia diaphana, 1721 nucleotides long. Its product is annotated as microfibril-associated glycoprotein 4-like. The transcript has 6 exons. Gene Ontology annotation, molecular function: calcium ion binding. The record is from RefSeq and is a predicted model, not a curated record. Lineage: Eukaryota; Metazoa; Cnidaria; Anthozoa; Actiniaria; Aiptasiidae. Bases 1 to 1203 code for a protein of 400 amino acids.